GGUCGCCGAGGACAUGUACGAACACAUUGACCAGCUGCAGAACAAAGUGCUGGAGGUCAAAGGUCAAGUUCAGGAGCAGACCUUCCUGCCUCCCCCAGGAAGCAGCGCCGUUCUGGAGGACGCCGCCGGCAGCGUGGCGUGUGAGGGUGACAGGAAGUGGCUCCAUACGUUGGAGUCAGUGGUGAUCAUGUGGGCAGAGCAGGUGUGUGAGCUGCUGCAGCAGGACUGGGCUCAGGACGUCCAGGACAGACACAAGCUGCUUCCACAGGACGAGUUUGACUUCUGGAAGAAGAGGCUGCUGAACCUGCAGGGUGUCCACACACAGCUGAUGAACCCCAAAGCAAUCAAAUUGUCCUUGAUACUGGAGAAGACAGAGAGCAUGUACUGGCCGAUCCUGAGGAGCACCUGCAGGAACGUGGAGGAAGGGCUGAGGGAGGCAGAGGACAUCGUGCUGCACAUGGAGCCUCUGCAGAAGAUCCUGCAGGACAUCGAGCACAUGGACUACAGCCAGGUGAGGGGCAGCAUGGUGGCGCUGCUGGACGCUGUGUCUGAGCUGUGGAGCCGCUCUCAGUUCUACUGCCGGCCUCGCAGGAUGGUCACCCUGCUGCAGGAGCUCUGCAACAACUUCAUCAGCAUGACCAGGAGGUUCCUGCGUGCAGAGGAGCUGCUGCAGGGCCUGACAGGAGAGCCGAGCCAGACUCUGUCCAACAUCAGGCUGAGCAUCCAGACCCUGCAGGAGCUGCACGUCUCCUACAGCCUCAGCAAGGUGCAGCCACUGGGGGGCAGCACUGAGCUACACAGCCUGCAGGAUGGAAACACCAGGUGGGACUUCCCCUCUCAGCUGAUCUUCUACCAGCUGGACGCCUUCCUGGACCGCCUGCACACCACUGAAGAAGUGUACUGUGUGUGUGUGGAGCUCUAUCAGCUGGAGGGGGUGGAGCUACCAGGCAGUGGAGGCGGAGCCAUGACAAACACCUUGUUGUCUGUGUAUGAUGAGUUCCUGCAGAGUGUUAAAGUCCUGGCUGAGAGCAAAUGUGACGCCACCAGCCCACAGGAUCAGGGCUUCCUGCAGAGUCUCAGGACGUUCUGGCUGCACGUUAGAAGCUGUGAGAUCCAGCUGGGCUCCGUCCUGUGCAGAGCUGUGGACGCCUGCGCCGCCGCCGACACUGCAGUCAAGGUGUUGCAGAUGUUUGGCUUCCUUCUGGCCCGGCCGUUGGUCCAGGAGCAGCUGAGGCCGGCGCUGGGCCGCCUGGUGCAGAUGCUGAGCGGCGAGCUGGACCGAGCCCAGCUGCUGCUGCAGGAUGCCACAGGAAGUGCCGGGAAGAACACGCCCCCCGCCGCCGGGCGGCUGCACCGUGCCCACCAGCUCAGACAGAGGGUGGAGCUGACCAUGAAGAACUUCAGGGCCAUACAACACCUGUGUCUGGACUCACCUGAGGUCAAGCUGCUGCAGCAGAGGCACGGCGGCGUGUUGGCGGCGCUGCGUCAGCACCGUGCCGCCGUGCACGCAGACUGGAGCCGGCAGGCCGAGGCAGACUGUCAGGACGUCCUGCAGCAGCCUGUGAUCAGUCCGCAGACGGGACGGGUCGCUGAGGGUCAACGUCCCCCUGCAGCUGGUGGCGCUGCUGAGGGACGGGAGCUGCCUGAGUCUCCCUGCCACAGCCGCCCAGCUGCUCCCCCACAGCGCCACCAUCAGGAGGGACGUCCUGCACCUGGAGCUGCUGGUGUCCUGCUACAACCAGGUUCGGCUGUCAGAGCCGGUGGAGACGGAGCUGAUCCAGGAGCAGCUGGACAGCACAGACCUGCAGAUCACAGAGCUGCUGCACCUCACCUGGAGCAGCCAGGGCUCCCAGCUGAUCCAGCAGACCACAGAGCGACUGUGUGACUUCCACAGCAGACUGAGCCGGGCCAGAGCCAACAUGGCCGCCAUGACACACAUCAUCCAGGGCUUGCCUGAUGUGCUGCUGUUUGAGCACUCAGACAAAGAGGCGGAGCUUCUGCUGGGUGAGGAGGGCAGAGCGCACAUCGCCACAUCAGGGGAGGAGCUACACAGAUUAACACAGGUAACUGAAGGAGGAGGAGCUACACAGAUUAACACAGGUAACUGAAGGAGGAGGAGCUCAGAUUAACACAGGUAACUGAAAGAGGAGGAGCUCAGAUUAACACAGGUAACUGAAGGAGGAGGAGCUCAGAUUAACACAGGUAAGUGAAGGAGGAGGAGCUACACAGAUUAACACAGGUAACUGAAGGAGGAGGAGCUACACAG
Messenger RNA from Myripristis murdjan (pinecone soldierfish), 2266 nucleotides. RefSeq names its product dynein heavy chain 17, axonemal-like. Lineage: Eukaryota; Metazoa; Chordata; Actinopteri; Holocentriformes; Holocentridae. Gene Ontology annotation, biological process: microtubule-based movement. Gene Ontology annotation, cellular component: axonemal dynein complex. Bases 14 to 1885 code for a protein of 623 amino acids. Gene Ontology annotation, molecular function: dynein light intermediate chain binding; dynein intermediate chain binding. The transcript is spliced from 16 exons. The record is from RefSeq and is a predicted model, not a curated record.